AUGUCUGGGCGAGGAAAGGGAGGAAAGGGAUUGGGAAAGGGAGGAGCCAAGAGGCACAGGAAGGUUCUCAGGGACAAUAUCCAGGGGAUUACGAAGCCGGCGAUCCGUCGUUUAGCGAGAAGAGGUGGUGUGAAGCGUAUCAGCGGUUUGAUCUACGAGGAGACUCGCGGUGUUCUUAAGAUCUUUCUCGAGAAUGUGAUCCGCGACGCCGUCACUUACACUGAGCACGCUCGCCGGAAGACUGUCACGGCGAUGGAUGUUGUCUACGCGCUGAAGAGGCAGGGACGAACUCUGUACGGGUUCGGAGGCUGA
Microthlaspi erraticum is the source of this 312-nucleotide messenger RNA. NCBI's taxonomy places the organism in Eukaryota, Viridiplantae, Streptophyta, Magnoliopsida, Brassicales, Brassicaceae. The record is from the annotation of a GenBank genome assembly.